Messenger RNA from Pseudogymnoascus verrucosus, 2008 nucleotides. RefSeq lists its product as uncharacterized. Bases 105 to 1511 code for a protein of 468 amino acids. NCBI's taxonomy places the organism in Eukaryota, Fungi, Ascomycota, Leotiomycetes, Thelebolales, Thelebolaceae. The record is from RefSeq and is a predicted model, not a curated record. The transcript has a single exon.
CUUUUCUCUCAUCUUUUACCGUUUCCUUUUUCAGAGAAUAAGUUUCUACAUCUCACACAUCUCCCUUCACUCAAAACCAAACACACCCACCUACCAACACAAAAAUGAAGCUCACCGUCCUUCUCCCCGUCCUAGCCGUCACGGCCGGCCUCGCCGACGCAACCUGCAAAUUCCAAGACGUCGGCGUCUUCAAGCAAAAAUGGCGCCUCUCCACCUACAAAUCCGAGAACUGCAUCAACAAAGCCUACGAUGUGACCAAGUCCGGGUGGGGCCCGCACUGCGUCAACUUUCCCAACAACGUGCGCUCCUUCAUCUUUACGGUCGGUGGCGGCUACCUCGGCGUCAACGCGGGUUGCACCAUUUUCUUCAACACGAAUGAUAAUUGUGGUGGCUCGGUGGUGGGGAGGAGCAAGUCGCAUUGGACGCUUAGCAAGCUUAGUGCGAAGGGGAGGACGAUGAAGAGCGCGUAUGUACAGUGUACGAAGUUGUUGAGGAGGGAGGAGGGAGAGGAAGCGGGUGCAGAGGAGAACCAGAAGGUGUAUAUUAGGGGUGAUGAUGGGGAGUGGUAUGAGAAGAUCUCGGAUACGGAGGUGGUUAGGGCGCCGGAGUUGGGGGUUGAGGAGGGGGAGCGGGUGGUGAGACGCUUGGUGGAUGUUGGUGCGGGGGUUGAGGAGAGGGAUAUUGAGGCGGAUGAGGAUGUGGAGUGGACUGCUGAACCUGAUGUUGAGGAUGAGGAGGUGGAGGUGCAGAAGAGUGUGGAGCGCGGUGUUGAGGCUGAGGAGGUGCAGGAGAUUGCAGCUCGUGAUAUCGAGGUUGAGGAAGUCGAGGAGAUCGCAGAUCGUGGUAUCUACGCCGAUGAGGUCGAGGAGAUUUCAGAACGCGAUAUCGAGGAGGACGAGGUCGAAGAGAUUGCGAAGCGUGAUGUCGAGGAAGACGAGGCCGAGGAGAUUUCAGAGCGCGACAUCGAAGCUGAGGAAGUACAGGAGAUUACAGCUCGUGAUGUUGAUGUCGAGGAGGAUGAGGACGAGGAGAUCGCGGACCGUGGUAUCUAUGCCGACGAGGUCGAGGAGAUUGCAGAGCGCGACAUCGAAGCGGAGGAGGUGCAGGAGAUAUCAGCCCGCGAUAUCGACGAAGAUGAGGUUGAGGAAAUCCCAGAUCGUGGCAUCUACCCCGACGAGGUGGACGAUAUUGCUGAGCGUGAUAUCGAAGCUGAGGAGGCACAAGAGAUUACAGCUCGUGAUAUCGACGAAGAGGAGGUGGAGGAGAUUGAAGAGCGCGAUGUCGAGGAAAGUGAGUUCGAGGAGAUUCCAGACCGUGGUAUAUAUGCCGAUGAGGUCGAGGAGAUUGCAGAGCGUGAUGUUGAGGCUGAGGAGGUGCAAGAGAUCACAGCCCGCGAUAUCGACGAAGAAGAGGUAGAGGAGAUUGCAGAGCGUGAUGUCGAGGAGGAUGAGUUCGAGGAAAUUCCAGACCGCGGCAUCUACGCCGACGAGGUGGAGGAGAUCGAGGUUUAAGAUGGUUAUUGGGAUUCAGCUGGGUAUGUGUGAUAGAUUUCUUUGGUAGACUUGACUGAGGGGAAAAUGAAGUGGCGAUGAGAAGGAGGGGGAAUUGCUAUAUUUUUGUACACUUGUUAUAUAUAUUGAAAUUGAACUUUAUUACGCGAAAUAUACACACUUAACCACCCACGAGCUCCAUAGAAAAGUUUAAUUAAGCUUGGAGGUGAACGUCGCCGCCAUUGGAGUACCGAGGCCUUCACGAUGAUGUUUCUUUACGGCCGUCUCCAAUUGGGGAACCGACACACGACUAACUCACGGGUCGGUCCGCCUGUCUGACGGCUCUCGUCCUGUUAUUGCUCUCGCAGCAAACUAAUCAUUCCGCGCCAAGUACUAGUAAAUUAUCAUGAGAUUUAUAUAUAUAUGAUACUUCGUAGUCUAUUAAAUAAAGUUUAUAAUACGGUAAUUUAAUGUUUCCUCGUACUUGGGUUGCGAAGAACCUCGUCGGCAACUCCGCG